AUAUAACACGCUUACGUUCCCCUCAUCUGUGAUCGUCCCCGCAGCAGUCUGUGUGCUUGACUACUCUGUAUACCUCACUACAUCCACCUCAUAUACCACCUAUCAUACACAACAUGAGUGGAAAGUCACCUGUCACGAACGGCCAGUCGUCGCACGGAUCUCACGAACCUAUUAUCAAGGUCCAACCGCCACGCCGUGAAGACCUGCAACCAUCCUAUGCACAGGUUAUCAAGCCCGAUACUGAGGAUGAGGCGCAACAUGGUUGGUAUGGUGGAAUGAUAAACAGCCUUGGAUCGAUCAUCGGAACUUGCGGUGCGAUUCCAUGCUGUUUCGUAUGCCCCAACCCUUUCAAAACCGUCACCCAGGGUCAAGUUGGUCUGGUAACGAGGUUUGGACGCUUUGCGCGCGCAGUCGACCCAGGUCUCGUUAAGAUCAACCCGUUGUCUGAGCGCCUGAUUCAAGUGGAUGUCAAGAUUCAGAUCGUUGAGGUCCCCAAGCAAGUCUGCAUGACCAAGGACAACGUCUCCCUGCAUCUCACCUCUGUCAUCUACUACCGCAUCACCUCGCCACACAAGGCUGCCUUUGGCAUCUCAAACGUCCGCCAGGCGCUCGUAGAGCGCACACAAACCACCCUACGCCACGUCGUCGGUGCCCGCGUCCUCCAGGACGUAAUCGAGCGUCGCGAAGAAGUCGCACAGUCCAUCCGCGAGAUCAUUGAAGAGAUUGCACUGGGCUGGGGCGUCGAGGUCGAGAGCAUGCUAGUCAAGGACAUCAUCUUCAGCCAAGAGCUCCAAGACUCGCUGUCCAUGGCAGCCCAGAGCAAGCGCAGUGGUGAGGCCAAGGUCAUUGCCGCGCGCGCCGAAGUCGAGAGCGCCAAGUUGAUGCGUCAGGCCGCCGAUAUCUUGUCCAGUGCUCCAGCUAUGCAGAUUCGCUAUCUCGAGGCCAUGCAGCAGAUGGCCAAGUCAUCUAACAGCAAAAUUAUAUUCAUGCCUGCUAUGAAUCAGUCGGUUCAGGCUGCGAUCGCGCAGAAUCAUGCGAAUGGCGAAGCUUCUUCGUCG
Pseudovirgaria hyperparasitica is the source of this 1058-nucleotide messenger RNA. RefSeq lists its product as uncharacterized. The annotation marks the transcript as partial. The transcript has 2 exons. The record is from RefSeq and is a predicted model, not a curated record. Gene Ontology annotation, cellular component: plasma membrane. Lineage: Eukaryota; Fungi; Ascomycota; Dothideomycetes; Acrospermales; Acrospermaceae.